This is a messenger RNA of Hibiscus syriacus, 2243 nucleotides long. RefSeq names its product LEAF RUST 10 DISEASE-RESISTANCE LOCUS RECEPTOR-LIKE PROTEIN KINASE-like 1.4. Gene Ontology annotation, molecular function: polysaccharide binding; ATP binding; protein kinase activity. Lineage: Eukaryota; Viridiplantae; Streptophyta; Magnoliopsida; Malvales; Malvaceae. The transcript is spliced from 4 exons. The record is from RefSeq and is a predicted model, not a curated record. The coding region runs from base 16 to 2016 and encodes 666 amino acids. Gene Ontology annotation, biological process: protein phosphorylation.
GCUCUGGCAAACAAAAUGACUUAUCUUUCUUUCUCAUCGUCUCUGCCUACUCUUAUGUUUUCCCUAUUGUUUCUCGUGUCUGGGUUUCCUGUUUCACACAGCAAUCCUGAAAUUUACACUAACUGCCAUGAUGCAGUGUUCGAAUGUGGGAACAUCUCCAUCGGAUAUCCUUUCUUCGGAGGUAAUCGACAACCACUGUGCGGACAUCCUGCUUUGAAGCUUCUCUGUGACGAUGAUACCACCACCAUUGAAAUCGCUGGUGUAGAAUAUCAGGUGCUGAACAUCAGCCAUGAACACCAAACUCUAACCAUUGUGAGGGAGGACUUGUUCGAACAUAGCUUUUGUAGACUUCAAACCCCAAUCCGAGAUUUCAUCAUAGAUUCUAAGCUGUUUUAUCCUGUUCCUGGAUAUACCAAUGUUACUCUGUUUUAUGACUGCCCAUCCUUUGUCCCGUCGAACCUUGGGAUCUUCAAUUGCACUCAUUCAGAUUACAGCAAUGUUUCCGUAACUACAGAUGGUGUCGAUCCAGGUGGAUGUUCAGCUCGUGUUAGUUUUCCAAUUUCCCGCCCUUCCGGGGGAAGUUUUCAGUUUCAGAACGACUAUCACUUGCUGUCAGAAGCAUUGAAAAAGGGGUUUCAGGUGAAAUGGAAGGAGGAUACCGAAGCUUGCCGCAACUGCAACGCUUCCGGCGGAGCCUGCGGUUUUGACUGGUUGAACAAUCAAACAAUCUGCUACUGCAGAUUUCCGAAUUCGCCGGAGUAUCCCAACGAAUGCCAUGGCCAUGGAGGCAAUAACUACCGUGUAAAGCUUGGACUAGUAAUAGCCGGUGCAGCUAUUGCCUGUAUACUUAUCGGAAUCGGAAUUGUACAUUUCCGACGACGACGGAAAAAGAAAAUCGUAGCCCGGGUUACGAGCAGAGACAUUCUAACAGCUCCAUCAACUUCCACAUCUCAAACCAAUUCUUCAUAUUCCACUUCAAAAUGUGACAUUGAAAGAGGAAGCACUUACUUUGGUGCCCAUGUUUUUAGCUAUGAAGAACUUCAGGAAGCCUCUAAUAAUUUCAGUUCUUCUAAGCAACUUGGAGAAGGUGGCUUUGGCACUGUUUAUCAUGGUGUACUCAGGGAUGGACGUAUAGUAGCAGUUAAGCGCUUAUACAGUAACAAUUUCAAGCGUGUAGAUCGGUACAUGAACGAAAUCGAAAUCCUCACUCGCAUUCGUCAUCCGAAUCUCGUGACACUCUAUGGAUGUACCUCGAGACGUAGUCGAGAGCUUCUCCUUGUUUAUGAGUACAUUCCGAAUGGAACCUUGGCUGAUCAUUUGCACGGAAAGAGAUCGAACUCCAGUUCGCUUACUUGGCAUGUUCGUUUAAGCAUUGCCGUCCAAACGGCAAAGGCAUUGGCUUACCUCCACGCAUCGGAGAUCAUACACCGCGAUGUUAAAUCGAAUAACAUUCUCUUGGACAAUAAUUUCCAUGUAAAAGUGGCUGAUUUCGGAUUGUCACGAUUGUUUCCUAAUGAUGUUACGCACAUCUCGACUGCUCCGCAAGGCACCCCGGGUUACGUCGACCCGGAGUAUCACCGAUGCUACCAGCUUACUGAGAAGAGCGACGUUUAUAGCUUCGGAGUUGUCCUGAUCGAGCUAGUUUCGGCGAAACAAGCAGUGGACAUCAGCAGGCAUCGACAUGACAUAAAUUUGGCUGGUAUGGCAAUCAACAGAAUCCAGAAUCAGGCAUUGCAUGAACUGGUUGAUCCAUCUCUCGGAUUCGAGAACAAUUGCACGGUGAAAAACACGGUAACGGCGUUCACGGAACUGGCAUUCCAGUGUUUGCAACAGGAGAGAGAGAUGAGACCUUCAAUGGAAGAAGUGCUGGAGACAUUGAAAGAGAUUAAGGAUGGGAGAUCAGAAGGUGAAGUGUUGGAUAGUAGAUCGGAUGAUGUUGGAGUGUUGAAUAGCAUUCCUCCUCCACUUUCUCCUGAUCAUGCUACGGAUAAAUGGGUACAGAUAAGAUCGAUGUAAUCGUGAGUUUUCUGCAAAUGAAGGAAGAGGCAGAUGAACAUGAGUUUUGUUGUUGGGAGUUUAGGAAAUUUCUACCGUAGAAAAGGUUCAAAUUCCAUCAGCAAAACUGAAUUGAUAUUUAUACACUAAAGGGUAGCUCAGGUAAUAGGAAAUAAUUCAGAAGAUGCACUAUAAACUCUGGUGGAAGAACAUUAGUUUGUAAAUUAAUGAAGUCAUCUAACAUAUAC